AUGUCGCUGAGUGCAGGGCGUAGCAGUACUGGGAUGGGUUUCACUAAAGUGAGGCAGUUCUCCUCUAGCUCCAGUGUGUUAGCCACUCUAAAUCAAAUCAAGCGCGGUGCAGGCCCACCAAAGAAGAAGCGUAUCAGUAUGGCACCGGACUUAGAGAGGUGUCCCAUCAGGAAAGGUGUUGUGCUCAGAGUUAUGGUCCUGAAACCGAAGAAACCGAACUCGGCGCAACGUAAAGCCUGCAGAGUAAGGCUUACCAAUGGGAAAGUGGUCUCUGCUUACAUUCCAGGCGAAGGCCACGACGCCCAAGAGCACAGUGUUGUCUAUGUUAGAGGAGGCCGUUGCCAGGACCUGCCAGGUGUAAAAUACCAUGUGGUACGUGGUGCUGGUGAUCUGAGCGGUGUGGUCAAUAGAAUUACCUCAAGAUCGAAAUACGGUGUAAAGAAACCCACAAAGGAAUGA
This is a messenger RNA of Nakaseomyces glabratus, 459 nucleotides long. It is a transcript of the gene MRPS12, whose product is annotated as mitochondrial 37S ribosomal protein uS12m. NCBI's taxonomy places the organism in Eukaryota, Fungi, Ascomycota, Saccharomycetes, Saccharomycetales, Saccharomycetaceae. Gene Ontology annotation, cellular component: small ribosomal subunit; ribosome. Gene Ontology annotation, molecular function: structural constituent of ribosome. Gene Ontology annotation, biological process: translation. The record is from RefSeq and is a predicted model, not a curated record.